Messenger RNA from Haliotis rufescens (red abalone), 1263 nucleotides. RefSeq names its product suppressor of tumorigenicity 14 protein homolog. Bases 114 to 884 code for a protein of 256 amino acids. The transcript has 5 exons. The record is from RefSeq and is a predicted model, not a curated record. NCBI's taxonomy places the organism in Eukaryota, Metazoa, Mollusca, Gastropoda, Lepetellida, Haliotidae.
UUGCGACAUAGCAUUCACACACACACUUGCACCAUGAUGUUUUCUAGCGUUUGCCUCAUUCACAAGUGAUCGGUGUAAGGCUUCAGUUGUUCAACUACAUAGUGUACAAGGGUAUGGUAUUCCUAGCAUCAAGUUUGGACUUUACAUUCGUGGUAAUUGUGAUAGCCUUCAUCAAUGCGGUCAAAGGGGACAUCGAUCAAACUUUGACAGCGACCAAGGAGGCAAAAUUUCUGACAUCGCCGGGCUACCCACUGGGGUACCAGAACAACUUAAAAUGUAAAUGGGAAAUUGUCGGGCCCCCGAACAGCAAACUGAAAGUGAAGAUCCUCAGCAGUGACAUCGGCCGGCAAGUGACCUGUGAAGGAGACUACGUCCAGGUGCUUGAUGGAAGCACGACCAACACUUUUUGUUACUUUGAAACACCGUCAUACACAAGUAGCGGCUCCACCAUCACAAUCAGGUUUAUAUCUGAUGGAUCAGGAACUAGUAAGGGUUUCCGGCUGCAGUACUACUAUAUAGACUCACAGACGGAUAACUCGCUAAUGUACGGAAUUUUGAUAAUGGUAGGUGUGGUUGUAUUCUUCGUUCUUCUUUACACGACUUCCACAAAAUGUUCAAGGAAGAGCCCCGAGAGGAGAAGUCAGCUUGAAACCCGGCAUCAAAAUCAGCACGCAGAGAUGCAGACUGUGACUGUGGCUCCGAACACUAAUAAUACGGAGUUGUUUGCCCCACCUCCGACAUACAACGACAAUGUUAAUAGCAACAACAUGAGCAAUAACAAAGACAAUGUGAAUGACACGUCACCACCGCCUUAUUCAUCAUUACGCAUAUCGGAUACAAUUGUACACAUACAUGGAAGUGCAAGGAGUGAGGAGACUCAGUAGACCAGUCUCAUCGGAAAAGCCUAUUACAGUGGAAUAUAUCUGAGUGUUACUAUUUAGCAUAGUUGCUCAUGCUAUCACUCAAUGUUUUUGUGCGUGAGAAAAUCGAUUACAUACAGGCCGUCGCGAUACAGCUGCAAAAGUGCGGACAACGGCGUAACACAACAGUCGGGUAAUCUUAUUUAUUGGCAUUGAUCCACAUGAAUGAAUGAAUGAAUGAAUGAAUGAAUGAAUGAAUGAAUGAACGGAUGAAUGAAUGAAUGAAUGAAUGAAUGAAUGAAUCCAAUUUGUAUAGGUUGUAAUCAUGUGCGACCUUGAUUAUGUUUAUGACUGACAAUUGCAUUUAUCUUUAUAUACAUUUUGUAUCUUGACAAGAGUUGAA